UUGUGUCGCUGUCUGGCCGUUUCAGUGCGAAUUGAAGCAUCGAAGGUGUCAGGUGUCUUGCGGUCUUUCAUUUUGUCGUCGUUCCGUUCGUAUAUUUGGCGCAUAUUUUGACGUCAGCAUCAACAACAACAGCAACAUCAGCGGCGUCUUCAAUUGGAGUCAAGCUUUUAUACUUGCAACUAAAUUAAAUGGCAAUGGGCGUGGCACGCCUCUCACUAAUGCUGCUGCUUGCGGCGCUGCUGCAACUUCAUCAUGUGGACGCAUAUUCCAAAUAUGGACGUGGCUGUGGCGACAUCGGUUGCCUGCCCACCGAGGAGUGUGUGAUCACCAGCGACUCGUGCAGCUACAACCAACGCGAUGGCAAGGAUUGUGGCAACUAUCCGACCUGUAAACGCAAGAGCGGCUCCAACACCAACCAGGCAAAUCCCUCGUCCUCGGUUAAUCCGUCAGGUAGCGUCCUCAAUCCAGGAUAUCCCAUGCAUGGCCUGCAGCCGGUGAAUCCCUACAAUCCACCGUUCGUAUUUGGUCAAUUGCCUUUCUAUUCGGGACCGGCCGGUACUGGCGGACCACCGGGCGGUGGUGGUGGCGGUGGCGGCGCUGGCGUCGGUAUGCCCAGCUCCAGUAUGGGCAUCCUUGGCGGCGGCGGUGGCGGCCUGGCGCCAUAUGGCAGCAAUUUCCAGGGCUAUCAGACCCAUCAUCAGAAUGCGAACAUGUACAAUAAGCCGCCGCCACAGUAUCAAAACCAGAACCAACAGAAUCCCUACAAUCGUCAGACCCAAGCGCAUCCCUCGGCAGCGGGGCAACUAGGUGGCAACUCCAACGCUGGACUCAUCUGUCUGUUGGCAGCGCUCGUCCUGCUGCUGGCCAACAUCCACAAUGGCAUCCACAAUGGCAGCACGUAAUAAGAUGCAGCAGCAGCAGCGACAACAGUUACUCUUACAAAUCACUUAAAUCCAAACUCAAAUUAUUUGUGCGAAUUUUUUAAAUCGCUUUUUAUUUCAUUUAAUUGCGUUUUCUAUUUAAUUCACUCUUUCUCUCUCUAUCUCUUUUGGUUUAUUGGGGCGCCAAUUUAAGUUAUAAUUAAGCAAAAGCAACAACAGCAACAAUAACAGCAACAGCUACACUCAAAGCUCUCUCUCUCUCUCUCUCUCUCUUCGAUUUUUGAUGGCUUGCAGCUCCUACAACUGAUCGCGCGUGCAAGAACGAGACGCACUGCGAGUUUCGUGAGUGCGUUUGCUUGCCGUCUCGCUUACGUCCGUGCCAAAUGAAUGAACAUAGCAAUUAUUAAAUAACAAAGCGCAAUUACAGCAAACUUAGCACAGACUUUGUGUACUAAAUAUAUGUACAUAUGUAUGUAUGUAUAUUCUUGUUGAGUUCAAAAUAAAUGGAAUAUAUUGCAUGCAUUUGUUGUAGCUAAGUAUUUGCUGCAAUUUCUUUUUAACAUUCUUCGCCUGCAACACACACACACACAAGCAUACGUAAUUUCAAUUUAAUAUUGUGUUCGCUUUGUGCAUGUGUACGUGUGUGUGUGUUAGUUCAUUUGUGUGGUUCAACUAUCAGUUAGUACUGUUGGCCCAAAAGCUUCUUGCUGGCUGCACUUCUCUCUGUUUUUUGCAGCUCAAUUAAAUUGGAAUUUAAUUUCGGGCUUAGUCCAGUGCCUGUUACCAGCCGCAGACCUUGGUCCAGGCCAGACACACACACACAGACACUCACACAGACACAUGUCUAUGUGCUGGUUAGAUAACAGCUUUGAUGUUGAUGUUAAUUUCAUUUUUGUUGAUGUUGAUGCUACGAAUUUUGUGGUAAACUCAGCGCAAGCAUUUCAGACUAUCAUUGCCUACUUGGUCUUGCUGUUGCUGUUGCUGUUUUUGUUGUUAUUGCUGCUGAUGGCCCAUUCAGAGUUGUUGUAGAUAAAAACAUACAUACAUAUAUACGCAUGUCAAUCAAAGUGCAUAACAAGUUGCUUUUUAGACUGCAGAAAAUGCAACAAAAAAAUUAAAAAAAAAAAAAAAUCAAAACAAAAACAAAAAUACGAAAAUAAUAAGAAAAAAAAUAUUUAGAAAUCUGAGCUGUGCACAAAGUGCACAACUAAACAUAAUAAUAACUAUAACUGUUUUUUUUUUUAUAUACAUAUAUAUCUAAACUAACAAAUGGAGUUAAGAGAGCGAAUAAAUGUUUGCGCCUAGAAAUAUGCAAUUGUUUUUAAUCAACAGACAGAUAAACUAAAAAUACAAAACAGCUCGAUUUCAGACAACAAUAACAAUGUAUAAAAUAAAAACAAAAUUCAAUUACUUAUAAUCUUAAGCAAAAACUGCCAGCAAUGAAAUAAUUCAAAAAGUGAAAAAACUAUUGAAAAGCCAAAAGUGUCAAUAUUAAAACUCAUCUCGAAUCAAAUUUACUCGAAAAUAACAAUAGCAUUUGUACACUCAACUGCAACAUAUUGCAUACCACAAAAAACCACACACACAUACACAUACACAGAGAAACACAUACUCUGCAAAGAGCGGGCAGUUAAUUAUUAUUUUUUAUAUAUACACAGGAAAUAUUAGAAAACCUUUAUGAAAUUGCUUGUGCUUUUAUUUGUUAAAUGAAAUCUUUUGUUAAAUAAUUUACUUGUUUGUAUGUUAACAUACCCUGUAUACAUAUAUGCAGAUGCAAUACAUACCAGACGUUCAUUAAUCCACAGAGUUGUUCGUCUGAUUUCAGGGAAUUUAUCACAUAGCUAACUUUACUUUUGGCCUAAAUACAAUCGCAGACUUUCAGAUAUAGCAUUGAUUCUGUGUAUACCAAUAGAUUAACCUUACUUCUGAAUAUUCUAAACAAUUCAGAAGAAUCACAAAAAACUGCACAAGACAGCAACAUUUUAAAUUUCAUAUAUACUUUUGUUGUUAGUUUAUUUGUAUUAAACAUGUGUACAGGGUAUCUGCUAGUCGAGCACAAUCGACUCCAUUUGUAUUUUAUUAUUGUUUCAUUGUAUUUUUAUUAUUUCUGACAUGAAUUUACUUGUGUAUAAAUAAAUGAAAUUUAAACAGUGAGGAAACAAAAAAACCGAAGAUAUUUACUCCGUCCGAAAACAUUGAGAGCAUUGUUGUUAUUAUUUUUUCGAAAAAAAACACAUUUAUUUCAAUACACUCGCUGAAAACACUCACAAACACUCAUAUUCACAUUAAUUUAAAUGAAACCCAACUAAAACUGCCAUUUGAACAGUAUUAAAGAACUAACAGAAGCAUUUUUAUCGAAUAUACUUUAAUCGAGAAAUAGAAACCCCCCCCAAAAAUUUAUAACUACCCUAGUCCUAUAAAUGGAGGAAUGAAGUGCAUGCGAGCAAUACAAAUAAUCGUACUUAUUCGAUAGUCAUAGUGGUAUUCAAGGUAUAUUCAAAAGGUAUUCACAAUGAUUACUCAAAA
Molecule: messenger RNA, 3407 nt
Organism: Drosophila innubila
Lineage: Eukaryota; Metazoa; Arthropoda; Insecta; Diptera; Drosophilidae
Gene: Mnr
Product: glycine-rich cell wall structural protein 1.0
Exons: 4
Coding region: 189-902 (237 amino acids)
Source: RefSeq, a predicted model, not a curated record